Messenger RNA from Oenanthe melanoleuca, 2205 nucleotides. It is a transcript of the gene MINDY4B, whose product is annotated as MINDY family member 4B. Gene Ontology annotation, biological process: protein K48-linked deubiquitination. The transcript is spliced from 11 exons. The coding region runs from base 1 to 1575 and encodes 524 amino acids. Gene Ontology annotation, molecular function: cysteine-type deubiquitinase activity; K48-linked deubiquitinase activity. The record is from RefSeq and is a predicted model, not a curated record. Lineage: Eukaryota; Metazoa; Chordata; Aves; Passeriformes; Muscicapidae.
AUGAGCGCCCACGGCGCUGAACGCGCUGCAGGGACGGAGCUGGAGGAGAUCAGCAGCAGAAUCUCUGAUCUCAGCAAAUGGAGAGAAAUCUUCAGUUUCUGCAGCUUGGAGAUCAACAGCACGGCUCAUCAGAGGCUGCAGCAGCUGCUCUUCAGGAACACAAGUGCCCUGUUUGGCUGCGAGUGGGCAGCAGCCAAGUUCAGCUUCCACCCACCACACUCUGAGCUGGCCUACGCUCUGCGGGCAGGAAAGGGAGGAACCAGAGCCAUCCUGGCGGCCGUUCAAGCACACAUCAUCACAUACCUGCUCUUCACAAGAGACACAGAGUGCACUCACCUGGAAAGGCUGUGCCACCUCGGGCGCUGGCAGCAGGGCCAGGCGCUGGCCACGGCCCUGGCAGAGACCCUGUGGGCAGCAGGAGGAGGGGGCAGAGCUGCCGUGUGCCUCGUCACCGCCCCUGUCACCGCCCCUGUCACCGCGGUGCCACCCGAGGGCUGCAGAGCCAGCAGCUUCGCAGAGAGAAUCCGGCUGUUCGAGUUCUCGGAGAAAGCCGCAGCUCAGGAGUUCAUCUCUGACCACAUAGACUGUUUCGAAGGUGAAGGGAGCCAUGGAGUGAUCCUAUUUUUAUUCAGUUUACUUUUCUCUAGGACACUUGAAAGGGUCCAGGAGGAUUUGGGUGGCACAGCUCCUCUGCUGAGCGCCAGCUCUGGCAAUGUCAGCUGCACAGAGGCCCUGCUCUGCCUGCUGCUGACCGGACGGGCGAGCCCGCGGGGGCUCGGUGGCCAAGGGGAGCCGGAGCCCAGCGCUGGCCCCGGGCAGGCGGCGGAGCCGGGGCGGCGGGGACCCGUGGGGUUCCUGUGCUGGGAACGGGCCCCGGGGCAGCGGCAGGUGAGUGCGGGGAGCCCCGGGCAGCGGGACACACGGACAGCGGGACACACGGACAGCCGGGCCCUGGAGAGUGUCCUCAGUGCGGGGAGCCCCGGGCAGCGGGACACACGGACAGCCCGGUCCUGGCACAGCCCGGCCCUGGCACAGCCCGGCUCUGGCACAGCCUGGUCCUGGCACAGCCUGGCCCUGGCACAGCCUGGCCCUGGCACAGCCUGGCUCUGGCACAGCCGGUCCUGGCACAGCCUGGCCCUGGCACAGCCUGGCUCUGGCACAGCCUGGCACUGCACAUCCUGGCUCUGGCACAGCCUGGCCCUGGCACAGCCUGGCCCUGGCACAGCCGGUCCUGGCGAGCUCCCCCCGCAGGUGAGCCCCGCGCUGCGCUCGCCCCGGUUCCCGGUGUGGCUGUGCAGCCUCUCGGGCAGGCACAGCGUGCUCUUCAGCACCGACUGCCGGCUGCUCUGCGACUGGAGAUCCGAGAGACGCUUCCAGCUCUACUUCUGCAGCGGGCAGCAGGAGCAGACCCGCACUGCCCACCUGACCGUAGACACUCAUUCGCAUCACUGGGAAGAGGCUCCAAGAGAAGGGCCCUGCAGCCCGGGGCAGAGGGGCCCGGCCCUGGAGAUGGCAAUCAGGACCAGGUGGCCAGGGGCCACCGUCAGCUGGAACGGGACUGACCCCUUCUUCUGAGCAGAGAGCAGGAUGGAUGGAGCCUGCUCCUGGAGGGGACUGGCAUGUGCCACACACGGCAGCUGGUCACUGCAGGAGGACACAAAUCUCCCCAGUCAAACAGCCCUGGGGGCACUGAGGGGCAGCCUGUCCUUAAGGCAUCACAGCCCUGCAAGGGCAGGCAGCAGGAACAGCGGCCCUGUCCCAUGCACGGCUUCUCCAGUGCCAGGAUGCAGGUUCUCCUGCUUCCCACCACAGCUGGCAGCAAAAGGAGUCAAGCCCUGGCACCACUGCCCAUGGCUGUGGUGGAGUCUGUCCCUGGAGGGAUUUAAAAGAUGUGCAGAUGUGGGAUUUGGGAACAUGGUUUUGCAGUAAGCUUGGCAGUGCUGGGGUUGCACUUGUCAAGUCUUAGAAGGCUUUUCCAACCCAAACUGUUCUGGGGUUCUGUGAUUCGGUGAUUUUACUGCCAUUGCCAAAUCCCGGCACCCUGCAUUAGCCUGACAGUCAUGGGCAGGGCACGUUGCUUCUAGCUCACAAAAACCACUGUCCACUUCCCUUUUCACUGUCAUUCCUCCAAAACGAGCUGUAAAGUUACACACCCUUAGUGUGCUGCUAAUGACAGCUGAGAACAAUAAACCUUCUGCAAGUGAC